AUGAAAAUUGUGUUAAUUGAGAGGUUAUUUCUAAAAUUUUCAAAGAUGAAUUGUUUCACCUCAUUCAAGAGGAAGGGUAAAGAAAAGAAGCAAUCAAAUUCAGCUCCUAAUCAAAAUCCUUCAAAUGCAUCAAAUAAUCGAGUAUCAAAAUCGGCGAAUUCAGCCUCAUCAUCAAGAAGUAUACCAGAAUUGUAUAGGGAGAAGCAACAUAAUUUGAGGGUUUUUACUUAUAAUGAGCUUAGAGAAGCUACAAAUGAUUUCAACAGGUUGUUAAAAGUUGGUGAGGGUGGUUUUGGGAGUGUUUAUAAAGGAACAAUUAAGCCUUUAAAUGGCAAGGGUGAUCCUAUUGUGGUUGCUAUUAAGAAGCUUAACAGAUAUGGCAUGCAGGGCCACAAAGAAUUUCUUGCGGAAGUUCAAUUCCUCGGCGUUGUUGAUCAUCCUAAGCUGGUAAAGCUUUUGGGAUAUUGUUCUGUAGAUGGAGAAAGAGGAAUUCAGAGGCUAUUAGUGUAUGAAUAUAUGCAGAAUAAAAGUUUGGAACACCAUUUGUUUGGGAAAAACUUUCCUGCUCUGCCAUGGAUAAGAAGGUUAAAGAUAAUGUUGGAUGCGGCCAAAGGAUUGAGUUAUCUGCACGAUGGAAUCGAAGUUCAGGUGAUAUUCAGAGACUUUAAGUCUUCGAAUGUGCUUUUGGAUCAGCAUAUGAACGCAAAGUUAUCUGACUUCGGGAUGGCUAGAGAAGGGCCGAGUGGGGAUGCUACUCAUGUGUCAACAGCGCCAGUGGGAACAUUUGGAUAUGCAGCCCCGGAAUAUGUUGACACGGGCCAUCUAAAGCAAAAGAGUGACAUUUACAGCUUUGGGGUGGUACUUUACGAGAUCUUAACUGGUAGACGAGCCAUAGAGAGGAAUCGUCCAGUCUCAGAGCAGAAACUGUUAGACUGGGUGAAACAGUUUCCAGCUGACAGUAAGAUGUUUAGCAUGAUGAUGGACUUCCGCCUUCGAAAUCAGUAUCCCUUAAGCACCGCACGAAAAAUAGCUAAGUUAGCAGAUAGAUGUUUGGUCAAGACAGCAGAAGAACGACCCGAUAUGAGUGAAAUUAUAGAGGUGUUGAAAGGGGCUGUCUUAGAAUCAGAGGAAAGCUCUUCUAGAGUAAACACCCCACAAGCAAGUAAAGCUAAAUAGAGGAAUUAUCAACAAAUUACGAUUCAAUUUAGUAGAGAAGUAAAGCAUGAUCAUGCUGUAAGUCUUACAAUAUGAUGCAAAUACCAUAUAUUAUGUAUUUAUCAGUCAUUUGUAGUAGAAAAUAAAAAUCUAGGUUGAAUGAUUAAGUGAGUACAUUUGAUUUUGAUUCGAUUUUGAUUCAUUUAAGCUUAUUUUGCGGAGAGUUUGUAAUGAAUCAGAUCAUUUCCCUUGAUUUUCUGCUUCAUUGCAGCAUUUGUGUCUGUAUAUAAUCAAAUUUAUUAUGUUGUUAGCA
Messenger RNA from Chenopodium quinoa (quinoa), 1468 nucleotides. Its product is annotated as probable serine/threonine-protein kinase PBL19. Gene Ontology annotation, biological process: protein phosphorylation. The transcript is spliced from 4 exons. Lineage: Eukaryota; Viridiplantae; Streptophyta; Magnoliopsida; Caryophyllales; Amaranthaceae. The record is from RefSeq and is a predicted model, not a curated record. Gene Ontology annotation, molecular function: ATP binding; protein kinase activity. Bases 1 to 1176 code for a protein of 391 amino acids.